CAAGCAGUGAGCUAAGCCUUGCUGAAUUAAAGGAAGAAGCUACCAGCUACAGAUCAAGAAAGUCUCUGCAAAGGGCUUUUUGCAAGAUAACUACUUCCAGUACGUGGUGCGAGGCAAAACGUAGAUUUCCUGCCUUCACUACCCCAGAGCGUCUGAGGACAUUCCACCAGAUAUGUUUAACCAAAACAAUACCGGCGUCUUUUCGUUCAUAUUGUGAGGCAGCUCUAAAAGCAGAAAAAUCAGGCAGCACAGACACUGUUGUCCCCUCGGCUGAUAUAUAUAAGUUCAGGCACUGCAAGGCUUAUGUGGUCGAAGGGGAUGCAGCAAACAUGUGCUGCCAAGAUGUUAGGGAUGUCUACCCUACAUUCAUGGGCUCAAAUCUCUUCCUGGCUGACAUACCCGUGGCGUGGACAACAGAACAAAUUCAAAGCCUUGUGUACACCACAAAACAGCUGAAUACAAUACCCGAGAAAACUGUGAGCACAUUUAAUGUUGCAUUGAUUAGCACCAGUCUCUCAAAAAUUGAAGAACUGAAGAAUUGUUUGUUGAAGUGCUACGAACACGUCAGUGUGUGCUACUGGCAGACAGCGUGCACAGGUGGCUUAGAUUCCACUCAUCCACUGGGAUUUAUCCCAUCAAUUGGUUGUGUGGUAGUGGGACACUACUCACUCAGUGGAAAGCUGGAGGAGGACCACUUUAACUUCGUUGAGGAAGGGCGGUCCAAUUUCUUCCCCUGUAUUGAUCAAUCCACUGCUAAGAUUCCGAUUUGUGUGCUGACAGGCAUUAUAAAGAAGCUGUCUUUUGAAGGGAGCACUGUUAUUGAUGCCACAAGUGAAUCUGGUAACUGUGCAAUCGCCUCACUACAAGCAGGAAGAGAUGUGGUGGUACUCAAGGCAUUGGCCCAAGCAGCACUUGCAAGAAGCCAGCUUGCAGAACUGUCAACAACAUAGCUAGCUAUGGACUAGACUAUACUAUACUGUUUCAAGCGUUCCGUUAACUUCUAUGUUACUUUGUAUAUGCGGAGUAUACGACUCGAUCUUCAUCUUAUUGAAUGUUCAUCUGGUUAAGCAAGUCAAUGGGUAUCAAUAGAAAAUAAUUGGUGUUCUCUAAUCUUUGAGAAAUUAACAGGGAUAUUAAACUAAAAAAAAUGAUUAUGAACAAAAAACAUAGCAUAUUAAAAUAAAAG
Halichondria panicea is the source of this 1186-nucleotide messenger RNA. RefSeq lists its product as uncharacterized. Lineage: Eukaryota; Metazoa; Porifera; Demospongiae; Suberitida; Halichondriidae. The record is from RefSeq and is a predicted model, not a curated record. The transcript has 5 exons. The coding region runs from base 330 to 950 and encodes 206 amino acids.